UACGCAAACAGUAAAUUAUCAACGUUUCCAACCUCGUUCAACUCAUCCAGCGAUCCGCGCAAGCUGUGUGGUCAGAGGACCGCGGCGCGUUGCAAUCCCAGCGCGUUUUCAAACCCUACACUCGCCAAGCUCGUGAUCUCUGUGAUCUCCUCGGACCACCAGCCAACGCGGCCAUCGGAUCAAAAUCAAACGUGACAAGGAGCCCCACUUGUCGGGCGCCGCGACGCCACCAUGUCGACGAAUGCUUCCCCCGGCGACGGCGACGACCUCUGCGUGGUGUGCUUUAAGAAUGUGGACCUUUACUCGAUCGGCGCGUGCGACCACCCCGUCUGCUAUGAGUGUUCAACACGGAUGCGAGUUGUGUGCGAUCGUAAAGAAUGCCCUAUAUGUCGAAGCGAUAUGCCCGAGGUGGUUUUUACCAGAGAGGUGAAACCUUUCAAGGACCUAGUCCUAAGGCCUGGCAUCAGUGAUCAGACAUAUGGUAUCCAGUUUAUGUCAAAGGCAAUUCAGGAUGACUACCGCAAGCUGCUUGAGUUUGUAUGCUCUGUGUGUGCACAAGAAUUCAAAAAUUUCAAUCAACUCAGGGACCAUAUGCGCAAGGAGCAUGAGCUGCAUUAUUGUGAUCUAUGUGUGAAGCACUUAAUGAUAUUUGCUUUCGAACGGCGAUGUUACACUCGUGCAGAACUUGCUACUCAUAGACGAAAGGGUGAUCCCGACAAUACAUCACACAGGGGACAUCCCAUAUGCGAGUUUUGCGAUGAACGCUACAUGGACAACGAUCACUUGUUUCGCCAUUUACGCCGCGAACAUUUAUAUUGUCAUUUCUGCGACGCUGACGGCAAGCAUUACUUCUUCCGCAGUUACAGCGAACUGCGAGAUCAUUUUCUCGAGGAUCAUUUUCUAUGUGAGCAAGGGGACUGUCAGAACGAGAUGUUGACUUCAGUGUUCCGCACUGACAUCGACCUGAAAGCGCAUAUUGCGACUGUGCAUUCGAAACAAAUGGGACGUGCCGCAUCGAAGCAAGCGCGCACUCUUGAGUUGGAGUUUAACUUCAAAUCGCGUAGAAAUCAACAACACCAAAAUGAAAACCCGGAGGUGGUUCCAGCAGUCAGGAAUUUCCAACGCUCUCCGAUACCACCGCCAGAGGAGCAACUGCCACAAUCGAGGCGGUUUGUGCCGUCGAGACAUCGACCGCUCACUGAGGAAGAUUUUCCAUCGCUUGGAGGCAACGGUGGUGAAGCAUCCGGCACAGGAGCACGCACUAGUGUGACGUUUACUUCGAAGAUGUCGCGCCCUAAGUUCAAUACUGAAGAAUUUCCAUCUUUAAGCGGCGGCGGCGGUGGCGGCGGAACUGCUGCUACCUCCACAGGUGCAGUGCCACGUAAUUCGCGAAAUAUUACUAUCACGAAGACAACGAAGGAAUCUAGGCGUCCAGCUAGUACCGCGGCGACGUACAGCUACGGCAAGGGUUUUGCAUUGAACAAGCAGAACUUUCCAACAUUGCAAGCGGAGAGUUCAUCGGGCAACAGUACUGUGAAGUUAACAGUACAACCAGCGCGUCCGGUUCAACCGUCGAAUGUGUCGAUUCAUGUGAACCACGAUGGGCAAAGCGUCAGCUCAUCGACGUCUAUUCAGGUGCGCCCGAAGAGUAUGGCGGAAGCUUUCCCAGCGUUGGGCGGCAGCUCAGCCCAACAUAUGCCUGAAACCAAGCAGUGGGUUGCCCCAAAGCCGAAGAAACAGCAAGAACCCAAAACUAAUAAAGUUGCCAAAGCGCCCGUAUUACCUUCAUCUUCUCUUACCGAUUUUCCUUCGCUUGGGCGAAAGAUGGAGAAGAAAUCGUCCAGUGUCACUGUACCUAUUCGAGAAGUCGUCGAUUCGAACAACAAACCUCAGCCGAAACACGAAAGCAAUAACAAUCAUGAUAACCAUAAUAAUCAUGACUCCAACACUGUCAAUUCAACAUUAAACGCUAAGAAAGAAAAAAAUACAAAUAAGAAAAAGGAAGACAUUGCGAACAAUUCAGGUAGCACCAAAGCGAAAUCUAAGGACAAGAAGCCCGAUCCCGACCCGACGACUUCUAACAACAGUAAGAACAAAAAGAAGACGAAAACAGAGACGAUAGAGAAAGUGCCCGAAGAUAACCAGUCUGGAAACACCCUCGUGAAGAGAACCUCCACACUGAAUAUCGGAACACUUGGCCAACCAUCGGGCAAACCGUUGUCUGGACCGCCCGGAUUUACGAGCAAACCACCCCCAGGUUUUGGCUUCACCAGUAACGACCUCACCUUUACCAGCAGCAGCGGGCAGUCGUACAGUAUUUUGCCCACCGAGACGGGAAAGCACAACCCACGGCACUCGUAUUAUCAGCCAUUGAACUUUCAGAACCGCAACAUCGCUCUAAUCAAACGGUGUAUCAGUGUUUUAAAGACUCAGGAAAGCCUCAAUGAGUUUAAAUCCUACUCGGCCUUGUUCCGGAGUGGAUCUUACGCGGCGGAGAAAUACUAUGAGCAUUGUCGGACAGUGCUCGCUUCGGAGUUCGACAAACUCUUUCCGGAGUUGUUGGUUCUGCUUCCCGAUAUUGACAAGCAGCAAGAACUGUACCGGGUCCACAAGGCCCUUGGCAGCACGAAGAACCUGGAAAUAUGUGCCACGUGCAAGCAGAUUAUCUUCUCUAACGAGCUGAAGCAUCAUAUGAAUUCACAUUAUAUGGAGAAUCACUUUCCGGGCCUGCCACACGACGCCGCUGGCCCGGACGCGUGGCGCAAAUGAUAGUCGCCUCUGCGUGCUGUGAUAUGGCAAUAAUUUUUUACAUGAACAUGUCUCUUCGCCCUGGAAGUAAAAAAAAAAAGAGAACGUAGGGGGUAACUCGCACAACACAAUACUAUUGUAAAAAUGAAAAAAAAAACUGAUUCUUAUAAUUUCAAAAAGAAUUCUUUGUCACGAUGAUUGGCUUCUGCUUCUUGUUUUAAAGGUGGUGCUGUUUUUGAUUAUUGGGCUCGGUUGGUGUUUAGCUUUUAUUUGCGUACAAACAUAUUUCUUAAGCGUUGUGAGGUUGCGACGAGUGCGCUACCAGUAUUUUCCUGCCCACGAUAGGUUAAGUACACACACAUACCUCGCCUACCGAAGUUACCAGAGCCCCGCCGCGCGGUUUGCGAUUGAUUCCAAUCUUUUUUCGUUGUAAUUUUAUUAUUUAACGAGUCUGUCCUCGUUUUAUCAUGUGCGAUGCUGCACUUAGGAAAUGCUAGGAAUAGUUAUUUAUUUUUGUUUGCUGAAAGCGGCCAGUAUGGCCGGCGUGUAAUUUUUUAUCGAACAUGUUCAUAACUUAAAAUUCUAAACUUUUCUAAUUGUUAUGCAAUUGUUAUGGAGCAGAGUGAAAUUAGAAAAUGUAUUUUCUAUAUUACUAUUUUUACCACGACCUCUCACACCAACAAAAGACGGAAACUUUUAGUUCAGGCUGAUAACAGCCUCAUUGGCUUGCUGUUAACGGUGUAAAAAUAUUUUCGAAAUUGCUAGUAACGCUAAUAACUUGGGUUGUUCGUUAUCCUGCGAAAGUGGCAGGAUAUGAAUUCUUUUUCAUAUUUAAUAACGAUUUGAUCUUGUUAAAUGCAAGUGAUUACUCUUUUUGUUUGGAAAGUCCGUGUUUGGCGACUGUAGUUGUGGAUUUAAAUCCUAAUUUUGUUUUGAUAUGACCAAUAACUUGACAUUUUUUAAAAUAAACUUAAUAUAUUUGUUUAAA
Messenger RNA from Dalotia coriaria, 3736 nucleotides. Its product is annotated as E3 ubiquitin-protein ligase ZNF598. Lineage: Eukaryota; Metazoa; Arthropoda; Insecta; Coleoptera; Staphylinidae. Gene Ontology annotation, molecular function: ribosome binding; ubiquitin protein ligase activity. The coding region runs from base 232 to 2769 and encodes 845 amino acids. Gene Ontology annotation, biological process: protein ubiquitination; rescue of stalled cytosolic ribosome. The transcript is spliced from 6 exons. The record is from RefSeq and is a predicted model, not a curated record.